This is a messenger RNA of Lactuca virosa, 510 nucleotides long. Lineage: Eukaryota; Viridiplantae; Streptophyta; Magnoliopsida; Asterales; Asteraceae. The record is from the annotation of a GenBank genome assembly.
AUGGAGACUGGGAAAAACUGCUAUAUGUUGGGCGCAAAGGAGCUAUACAUCGCAUUGCAAGAAGACAAUGAAUGCUGGAAAUGGGGACACAUACCUGAAUCAAGGUUUGCGGAGGUGUGCAUACUUAAAAAAGUAUGCUGGCUUCAAAUUCGUGGCAAAAUAGCAUCUGUAAUGUUGUCACAAAACAGCACAUAUGUAGCGUAUCUUGUCUUUCGAACUACUAGCAAUUCUAAGGGACUUUCUGUGACAUCUAAAACUACUGUGAGUUUUAAUGGGAUAGGAAUGGUGACUGAAAAUGUGUAUCUUCAACGACCUAAGGCUUGUGAAAUAUGGCAAGAAAAUGAUGUGUUUCCUCAUAGGAGAAAGGAUGGAUGGAUGGAGAUCAAGUUGGGAGAAUUUGAGUACAACGAAGGAGAUAGUGGGGAGGUUGAGAUGACGUUUGAGGAGGUUAAGGAUUUACACUGGAAGGAGGGUCUUAUUGUGGAGGGUAUCGAGCUUCGGCCUAAAUAA